Molecule: messenger RNA, 894 nt
Organism: Gilbertella persicaria
Lineage: Eukaryota; Fungi; Mucoromycota; Mucoromycetes; Mucorales; Choanephoraceae
Exons: 2
Coding region: 1-894 (297 amino acids)
Source: RefSeq, a predicted model, not a curated record
AUGGCAAACACAAUGGGAGGUGCUGGUAUGUUUCUGGAUCCAGAAAUAGAAGCCAUGGCCUUGGCAUUUUUUUGCUUGGCUUCAGUCAUUCUUGUGACUGUAUUGAUUUGGCUUGUGUUUGUGUGUCUAAGGGUAGAUGAUUCAAUUAAAUGGCCGUGGUCGAUUGUGUUCAUACCUUUAUGGUCGCUGGAUGGACUUUUGUUAUGGGCUUCUAUUUAUCGCAUGAAGCACGGUGAUCCAUACGAAGAACAAGAGGAACCGCGUGAAACAGACGAAUUAUUAGGAUCCACGAAAAAGAAGACGACUCGAUAUGUCAAAUAUCAGUUUAUCAGCACAUGUCUUUUAGUUUUAUUUCAAUUGCUCAUUGUUCUCCAGUUGGACAAUGUCGUACAAUGGCCAGUGACUUGUGUAUUUUUACCCUUUUAUGCGUAUCAAUUAAUGUGUUGGGUUCUUGGUAAAGGAACAGACAUUGUGCUGACUGUACAAAUCACCUGUGUGUUGCUACAGCUCAUUUUUCCUGGUUAUUCGUGGGCCAUUGUAUUUAUACCGUGUUAUAUGCUUGGUAUGUAUUAUGGUUAUGUACUAUGGAAGCAAUACAAGUCAUUUGCUAGUAUGUCGGAUAUUCAGGCACAACAACAAGGAAAGCGGGUGGUCUUAAUAGCCUCUGUUGUUUAUGUCAGUGUGGCUGCCUUAUUUUAUACCGUUUUAGGAUUCAUUAUUUAUCGUCUGGAUGGGUUUGUUAGUAUUCGACUUGUAUAUCUGUUUAUUCCUGUGUUUAUUAUUUUGAGUAUCUUACUUUGUUGUACGGGAUGUUGUUUGCCUUGUAUGCUCCUUGCUUCUUCUUUGUCUCAAGAGGAAACCAUAAUUGGCUCGAGCAGAAGAAUAGCCGAAUAA